Lucilia cuprina (Australian sheep blowfly) is the source of this 2588-nucleotide messenger RNA. It is a transcript of the gene Noc2, whose product is annotated as nucleolar complex protein 2 homolog. Gene Ontology annotation, biological process: negative regulation of transcription by RNA polymerase II; ribosomal large subunit biogenesis. Gene Ontology annotation, molecular function: transcription corepressor activity; histone binding. The transcript is spliced from 2 exons. Bases 96 to 2489 code for a protein of 797 amino acids. Lineage: Eukaryota; Metazoa; Arthropoda; Insecta; Diptera; Calliphoridae. The record is from RefSeq and is a predicted model, not a curated record. Gene Ontology annotation, cellular component: nucleolus; Noc1p-Noc2p complex; Noc2p-Noc3p complex.
CAUUUGUUUUUAAACGCACGUGCUGGUAUUCAUUAAAAAACUUUAAUUUUUGUGCACUAUUUUUUUUAUAAUAACUUAAAAUUUAUUAAAUAAAAAUGAAAACCUCCGUGAAGAAAACAAUUAAACCUAAAAGUUUAUCAACAAUUAAGAAGAAAAAAGUGGAAACUCCCGAUAUUAAAAGUAAAAAAGUUAAGAAACUUAAAAAACCUAUCGAAGAGGAAGAGGUGCCUGCAAAGCAAAUCACUAAAGUGGACAAAAAGCUGAAGAAACAAGAUAAAGAGGAGAAAAAAGUCAAAGCUGUCAGCAAAGAAGGUAAAAAAUCAAAAGAGGUCUCCGAUAAAACGUCCAAGAAAAAGAAGGGUCACAAGCAGGAUUUGGAGGGCUUAAAAGAUAUUGAUCCAGAAUUUUAUGACUUUUUAAAGAAAAACGAUAAACAAUUGUUGGAAUUUAAUCUUUUGGAUAGUGAUGAUGACGACGAUGAUCAGGACAAAGAAGAGGCAAAAGUAAAUAAAAAAGAUAAGUCUAAGAAAGCUAAAAAACAACAAGAUUCAGAUUCUGAAGAAGAAAUGGAUAUGGAUGAAGAAGACGAAGAUGAUGAUGACGAUGGUAAAUACCAUAAACCCUCCGGUGAACUUGAGGUGGCCAGUGAUGAAAGUGAUUACGAGGCUGAAGAUGAACCAAGUGUCGGUCCUGAUGGUACACAAAAAAUCACUUUGAAUCUUUUGCGUCAAUGGCAAUUGCAAUUGGAAAAGAAUAAUGUACCCAUUGAUACCGUACGCAAAGUUAUACAAGCUUUUAGUUCAGCUUUGCUUAGUAUUUCGCCGGAUAGCGAUCAAAAUGUGCCCAUGGCCUAUAAAGUAGUGGGUUCUGCUGCUUUUAAUGGCGUCAUACAAUUGUGUGUCUUGCAUUUGCAGCCUGCUAUUUUACGUUAUCUCAAUGUAACACCACGUUCUUCUAUACCUCUGCAUAAGACCAAAAAAUGGAAUAAAGUCAGGGGUUGUUUGCGUUAUUAUUUAACGGACUUAAUACGUUUAGUGGAACAAGUGUCUAGUGCUAAUAUUUUGUCAGUGCUUUUGAAACAUCUUCACCAAAUGGCUGGUAUGGUGGCACCAUUUUCUACUCUAGGUAAAACUAUUCUAAAAAGAUUAAUUGUCUUAUGGUCAACGGGAGAUGAAACUGUACGCGUUAUUUCAUUUUUGUGCAUCUUGAAAAUCACACGCAAUCAACAGGCCACCAUGUUGAAUCAUGUUUUGAAAGCAAUGUAUCUUUCAUAUGUACGCAAUUCGAAAUUUGUUUCACCCAACACCUUGCCGGCCAUAAACUUUAUGAGACGUUCAUUGGUGGAAAUGUUUGCAUUGGAUUUGAAUGUUACUUACCAACAUGCUUUCCUGUACAUUCGUCAAUUAGCUAUUCAUCUACGUAAUGCUGUUAUAUUGAAAAAGAAAGACAGUUUCCAGGCCUGUUAUAAUUGGCAAUACAUCAAUUCUUUGCGUUUGUGGUCAGACCUUUUAGGUACCACUUCUGAUAAACCACAAUUACAGCCAUUGGUCUAUCCCUUGGUUACUAUUACUUUUGGUGUUAUACGCCUAAUACCCACAGCUCAAUAUUUCCCCCUAAGAUUCCAUUGUAUACAAUCUCUUAUAGAUUUAGCCAAAUCUACUCACACGUUCAUACCAGUUUUACCUUUAAUCUUGGAAGUAUUAAAGAGCAAUACAUUUAAUCGUAAGCAUACAACAGUGUCCAUGAAACCUAUGCAAUUUACUUGCAUUUUACGUUUAAACAAGGGUCAAUUGGCUGAGAACGGUUUUAGAGAUGAAGUUGUGGAGCAGGUGUGUGGUUUGACAUUGGAAUAUUUGGCUUACGAAUCAUCUUCAUUGGCUUUCUGUGACUUGGCUGUACAUACUGUGAUGGCUUUGAAGGCAUACCUUAAGGAAUGUCGCAACGCUAACUAUUCACGUAAAUUAAAGCAAUUGGUGGACAAGAUACACGAGAAUUCAAGAUUUAUUGAGCAAGAGAGACGUAAAAUUACUUUCGGUCUUAAGGACACGGCAGAAAUACAAGCCUGGGAGACAAAGGUCAAAAAUAAGGGCACACCUUUGGAUAUUUACUACAAUAGCUGGGUUAAGACACACGAAACCAAAAAGAGACGUCAAGCCGCUCAAGCUGAUGUCAUUAAUGAUGACUAUAAUUUGCCAACUAUCAAGAAAUCAUCUAAAAAAUCUUCAGUUCCAGUUAAAAAUGAAAAUGGUGAAAUUGAACUGUUCCCAUCAGAUUCGGAAGAUGAUGAUGUUAAGAUUCCCGGAGCUGAGGAUAGUGAUGAGGAAAUGUUAGAAGAGAAGCCUAAAAAGAAAUCAUCGACAAAGGAAAAGAAAUCGAAAAAGAAAGCUAAGGUAUCUGAAGAAAUCGAAUAUAAUGUGCCUGUUGAAGAACCUGUUGAGGGCGAGGAAGAUGUGGAUAUUGUUAAAGAUUUGGAUUUAGAUGACUGGUAAUGAAAAUAUUCAUCGGCUAACAAAUCCAUAUUUUUUGUAACAUCUUAAAUACGUAGUUAAGGAAUAUGAAAUAAAAACAAAUACAUAUUUUACAAGAAA